This is a messenger RNA of Glycine soja, 2403 nucleotides long. RefSeq lists its product as uncharacterized. The record is from RefSeq and is a predicted model, not a curated record. The transcript is spliced from 8 exons. Bases 60 to 1871 code for a protein of 603 amino acids. Lineage: Eukaryota; Viridiplantae; Streptophyta; Magnoliopsida; Fabales; Fabaceae.
ACGUUGAAUGAUAAGAGCGGAAGAGGUGAGGAAAGCAUCGUCAGGCAAAUGCAAAGGCAAUGGCCGCUUCCUCACUGUUUUCCCCUGUUCUCCCCUACACCAAAUUCUCCUCCUCAACUCUGCGCUUCACGAACUCAAAAAAUUCCAUCUUUGCCCUCUCGUGUUCUUCUCCGAAGAGCAUUCCUGUGACGGAGAAGGAGGUGCUCCAAGCCAUAGCUGACUCCGACGGCAAGAACCUCCCAUGCGUCAGAACCUACGACAACGACCUGUCUCAGCUCACUCUCGUCGGAACCGUCGAUUUCAACCAAGCUUUGACGGCCGCCGCCGCCGACGGCGGUGAAGUCGCCUCCGAUCACAUCGACGCCGGCUUGGACGCCAUGGUCGUCGAAACCGUGUUCCCUGCUCCUUCUAGCGACCACGCCACUGUCUCCACUCGACUGUUCUUACCUGCUAGGAAAGUUAAAGAAAAAGCCACUAAGCUCAGGAAGUCUUUCCCCAAAGAUGCAUUUUCUGGCUCUGCGUCUAAGAAUGUACUUGCUAUGACCUUUAGACAAGUAGUUUUGCAACAGAUUUGGAGCUUUGACCUAACCGUCUUUCAACCAGGAGAGGAACGGAAGAUGGAUGAUCUUGAAACACCGAGAGAGGUUCAUGCAUCUUUUGCUCUCAGCUCAUCCGAUGAAUAUCUUAUCUCAGUGCUUGCAGAAGCCAUUUGCAUAUCUGCACUUCAAAGCACCCAAAUACAAUUUCUUGACAAAGCAAAAGGUGGUAAUAGAGGUGGUUUCUUUCGCUGGUUUCAGAAGCCUGAAAGUGUACAAUCAAAAGAUUCUGCAAUUAUCUUAUCCAAAUUAUUUGAAGAUGAGAUAGUUGAAAAUGCUAGGAGUCUAUUGGAUAACUAUAAUUUAAUGAAGGAUGGCUUCAAGCCUGUGAAAAUUAAGUCAGGGCAUCAUUGGUGGAAGCCAUCAUGUUAUGAAAAGUUGGAGAAAAUUGGUGGUUCUGAUUUCAGUGCUUGGGCAAGUGAGUAUGUACCUGCAUAUCGGUUAGAGAUUGACACGAAGAUAGUGGGAGAUUCCAAAAUUGAAGGUUGGAAGAAGUCUGCAGAAAAUAGGUGGGAAGUUCUUUUGACCCACUCUCAAAUGGUUCAGUUGGCUGAAACACUAGAUAUAUACUAUGUGGAUCCUUAUUCGCUACCUUAUAAACAAUUAUCCUGUGGUGUGGCUGCCAAGUUUGCCAACGUGUACAAUAAAAAGGGGAAUUCUUUUCCAAAAUUGUUGUCAUUCGCCCUUGCAAGUGGUAUAUUUCUUGUAGCAAUUAGUGCUCUGGGUCAAUUUUGUUUGCCUUGGUUAUGCAAGGAAAGGAAACACUCUGUAGAACAUAGAUCUCUACCAUCAUCGGAAGUGAAUGUUGCAAUGAAUGACUUUUUUGAUACAAAAAAGUUGGAAGAGUGUUGUGUGUUAGCUAUUGCUAAGGUAAAGGACACUUUUGGCUGGUUGGGUGAAAUUAAGGUGGAGGAUGGUAUUGGUGUCUGGAUUGGAGAAUUGCCAGCUUACUUGAGAGGUGAAGGUGUUGAUACACUUUCUACUUCAGAGAAUAUAGAUGCAGAUGCAAAAGUGCCCAUACAAGACAUUGCUAGUUACCAGGUGGUUUUCUCUAGUGAGAGGAAGAUAGUUGGUUUUCAACCUUUGAGUCGUGUUGCUGUCAAUCAUUGGGCUGCUAAUCCUUUAGCAAGGGAGCUAUAUAGAGGGAAAAAACUUUCUCCAAGCCUCAUUGAACCAGGUCUCAAGGUGCCCCUUCCUGAAAAAGUUAUCGUUGUAGAGUUAUUAAUGUCGAUAAAUCCAGAUGCAUAUUUUGCUCUAGCCAGGCGAUUCCGGUGAUCCUUUUCUUGGGGUAAUUGUAAGACUAGAAGCUAGUCAGGCCCUAGGUUGACUAACCAAUCGGAAUAUUGUAGAUUUAAGGUUAUAUGUUCCCCCUAAGUGAAAAUUUUCGGGCACCACCUUGAGUUUUUUAUCAGUUUCUUUUUUUUAAUAGGCAUCCUGAAUAUUUUAGCACAUUGUUUCAAGAUAGUUCAUAACCCUUUCUCAAUAUGAAUCUACCCGGAACAUCAUUUAUGCAUUGAUUGACUGAGAAAAGUGAUAGGGAGGUGGAAACAAGAGAGAAAUUAAGAGAUAAAGAUAUUAGAGAGAAAAGAAAACAAAGUGAAGUGCAUAUGAUGUAUUGUUUGGAUGAGUGGAAAUGAAAAAGAAAAAAAUGGAGAAAAAAAAUUCUAUUUGUUUGAAUAAAUAAGAGUGGAAGAAAAUGAACAUAAUGUAGCUAUAUACAUUUUUACCUUUAUGUAAGGAGGAUUGGGGAAAUGGAGUGGUGCAUUUUCUUCGUGUGUCCCAUACAAUGAUACAAAAAUUCACUCUU